GUACAAGGUGACGAACCCCAGCUCGUGGCGGGCCGCUAUGCUGGAGAUGCGGGAUGGUGGUUGCUUUACUAUUGAGCCGAAGUUGAAGCAGGAGGCGAGUAUGCUAUUGGGUUCUUUACUAUAUCUCUCUUUCUCUCUCUCUCUCUCUCUCUCUCUCUCUCUCUCUCUCUCUCUGUGUGUGUGUGUGUGUGUGUGUGUGUGUUGGUAACAUGGUGUGAGAACUAUCUGGCUGACGUGACUUCCCACAAGGAGCGCCGUUUCUAGCUCACCGGCAGGCAAAGACAGAGAACGAUAGUAUUAUCCAUCGCCUGAUGAUUCGCAA
Messenger RNA from Aspergillus uvarum CBS 121591, 322 nucleotides. RefSeq lists its product as uncharacterized. The record is from RefSeq and is a predicted model, not a curated record. Lineage: Eukaryota; Fungi; Ascomycota; Eurotiomycetes; Eurotiales; Aspergillaceae. The transcript has a single exon. The coding region runs from base 38 to 208 and encodes 56 amino acids.